AUGGACAAAAAACAACAUUCCAAAUCAAGUGGUAGUGGCUCAUCGUCGUCUAGGACAAGUAAGCCAAAAAUAUUAUCUUCAGCAGCAACGACAGUGCCGAGUAGAAAUGCCAUCCUGCUACAACCCGUUCGUCGGGUUAUACAAAAUUUCCUCCUGAUUUGGUUAGAUGCAACUAUUGAUGAGACAAAAGAUGACUUUAGAAAAUCAUUGAAGCAUUUGCGACAUGUUGUAGCAUCUAUUACAACAUUUAUGGAUGCAGAACAAUGUUUCAAAUUUCUUGAUGAAAUUAAAAAAGAGAAAGUAUUUAUGAUUGUAUUUGGUGCAUUUGGACGACAAGUAGCACCAGAAUUGCAAGUAAUGCCACAACUCGAAUCAAUAUAUGUUUUCUGUAGCAAUAAAUCCUAUCAUGAAGAAUGGGCCAAAACUAUACCGAAGGUGAAGGGCGUUUACACUGACAUCAAGCCAAUUUGUGAAGCACUUGAAAUUGAUCGACAACGAUGUAAUCAAUCAAUGAUUCCAGUAAGCUUUAAUGGUCUGGAUCCUCUGUUCAUGUACACACAAUUAUUAAAAGAAGCACUGCUGGAUAUCGAAAAUGAUAAUGAAAAACCCAUCAAAGAUUUGGUAGAUUUUUGUCGUGAACAAGACGAUAUUCCUGAAGAUCAAAUCGAACAAAUCAAACGUGAAUAUCAUGACCAUCCGCCGAUAUGGUGGUAUACAGCCGAGACAUUUAUGUAUCCAAUGCUCAAUCGUGGACUUCGACAAAUGGAUGCCGACAUCAUUGUGAAAAUGGUUUUUUUCAUUCGACAUCUCCAUAAUCAUAUUAUGGAACUACACCAUGAACAGCAAGGCAGCAUCCCGACCCAAUUCCAAGUCUUUCGUGGACAAGGUUUGUCCAUGGAAGAUUUUGAAAAAAUGAGAAAAAGCAAGGAAGGACUUAUGUCCUUCAACAAUUUCUUGUCCACAAGUCGCAAUCGCACGAUUUCACUCGAAAACUUUGCGCGGCCAGCCGCAAAGAAUGCCACCUCAGUUGGCAUCCUCUUUAUUAUGAACAUUGAUACGGCUGUUUGCAAGCAAUCUUCAACAUCAUUUGCUGAAGUAACCAGCAAAGUUGGCUUCUUUCAAGACAAGGAAGAAGAAACACUUUUUACAACACAUACAAUCUUUCGUAUCGACCGGCUCGAACGAAUUGAAGAAAAUUAUACUGAUCGCCUAUGGCAAGUCAAUCUCACUCUGGUGGGUAAUCAAGAUGAUAAUUUCAAUAAACUCACGGCACGAUUACGCGAAGAAAUUAGUUCAUUAACAAAAGGGUGGUGUCGAUUGGGUGAGAUACUCAUUAGGGUGGCUGAAUUUGAGAAAGCAGGACAUCUCUACGAUAUACUCGUUGACAAUACCUCUUCUGAUCAAGAGAGAUCGGAAUACAAUUUUCAACUUGCUAGAGUGUAUAAAGACAUGGGUGAAUACUCGAAAGCACUUACAUAUUACGAAAAAAAUCUCAUAUAUAAACAAAAAACUCUAUCACCUAAUGAUCCUAGCUUGGCUAGUACUUACAAUCAGAUCGGUCUGGUAUAUUAUAACAUGGGCGAGUACUCGAAAGCACUUUCAUCGUACGAACGAUCACUUGAAAUCCAAAAAAUCGCUCUCCCGCCGAAUCAUCUCGGCUUGGCUGCUUCCUAA
Messenger RNA from Rotaria sp. Silwood2, 1674 nucleotides. Lineage: Eukaryota; Metazoa; Rotifera; Eurotatoria; Philodinida; Philodinidae. The record is from the annotation of a GenBank genome assembly.